Musa acuminata subsp. malaccensis (wild Malaysian banana) is the source of this 2616-nucleotide messenger RNA. The record is from RefSeq and is a predicted model, not a curated record. NCBI's taxonomy places the organism in Eukaryota, Viridiplantae, Streptophyta, Magnoliopsida, Zingiberales, Musaceae.
CGAGCGCGAUGAAACUAUGCGGCGACGGAGGCGCCACCUUCCACUCCCUCCUCGCCGACUACCGCUCUCUGCUCGCCCGCGGUCUGCCCCCUCCCGCGCACACCUUCCCUCCCCUCCUCCGCGCCUGUGCCGCCUCCUCCUCCGUCUUACUCCCCCUCGGCCUCGCCCUCCACCUCCACGCCCUCCUCCUCGGCCACUUCCCCGCCGACCCCUUCGUCUGCUCCUCACUCCUCCACCUGUACUCCUCCUCCGGCUCCCUCCCCUUCGCUCGCCGCGUCUUCGACGAUAGCCCACUCAAGUCUUCCGUCGUCCCCUGGUCCGCCCUCAUUGGCGCCUACUCCCGCGCCGGCCGGCCCGGAAUCGCAUUCUCUCUCCUCCAUGACAUGCGCCAGAGCGACGUCCGCCCCAACUCUGUCACCUUCCUCUCCCUGCUCCCGCUCGAUCUCGUUCCCCUCCAAUGCCUUCACGCCUCCGUCGUCCGCCACGGCUUCGAGUCCGACCUCGUCCUGGCCAACUCCUUGGUGAGCGCCUACGGGAGGUGCAGCGUCGCGCUGGCUCGGAGGCUGUUUGAUUCAAUGCCCCUUAGAGAUGUCAUCUCGUGGAACUCACUGCUUUCCGGUUACUCCAGGAUCGGUUGCGUUCGGGAGGCGUUCGAUUUGUUUGCCGAAAUGAGAAGCGACGGAAUUCACGCAGAUCAUCCAACGUACGCAUCUCUGUUGUCCUCCGUCGUCAACAGCAGCGAUGGAGGAGGAAGAGAGGGGUUGGUUCGUUUAGGCAAGUUAGCCCAUGCGGCACUGUUAACAUCUGGGCAUGAACUGGACGCCCACGUCGAGACCGCGCUCACCGGCAUGUACUUGAAGUUUGGGGUCUAUGGCGACGCGUUUCUGCUCUUUGAACGCUCGUCGGACCGGCGGGACGUCGUGUCGUGGACCGCCAUGAUCUCCGGCCUCGUCCAGAGUGGUGCAGCUGACAAGGCACUGAUAGUUUUCCACCAGAUGCUGCGGUCGGGACCGGCGCCCGCGGCUUCGACCUUAGCCAGUGCUUUCUCAGCCUGCGCGCAGUUGGGGUCGUCCAAACUCGGAGCUUCCAUCCAUGGUCAUGUGUUCCGGCAAGGCUUGCACCUGGAUGUUCCUGCCCAGAAUUCACUCGUCAGCAUGUACGCAAAGGGCGGUCGUCUGAGGCAGAGCCUGUACGUGUUUCAGGCGAUGGAGGAUCGAGACCUCGUGUCGUGGAACUCGGUGAUCUCGGGCUGUGCUCAGAACGGUCAUCUGGUUGAGGCCUUCUUCCUUUUCGGCAGAAUGAGGGUGGAGUCGCAGAAGCCUGAUACGAUAACUGCGGUUGCGCUCUUCCAGGUAUGUGCCGCCAUGGGCGCGCUUCACCAUGGCAAGCUGGUUCACUGUUUUGUGAUCAGACACGAGAUAGAUCCGUCCAUCGCCCUCGAUACAUCUCUGGUCGACAUGUACGCGAAGUGCGGCGAUCUGAGAGCGGCUCUGAGAUGCUUCUCGUCGAUGCCAGAACAGGAUCUCGUGUCGUGGGGUGCGAUCAUCGCUGGAUACGGCAGCCAUGGAAUGGGAGAAUUGGCUCUUCGAGUGUACAAGGAUUUCCGCAACAGGGGAAUGGAGCCGAACGAUGUCAUAUUUCUAGCCGUGCUCUCGGCUUGCAGUCACGCAGGGCUCGUUUCCGAGGGCCUCAGGAUUCUGAAGUCCAUGACAGAGCAGUUCAGCUUGAAGCCCAGUCUCGAGCACUGGGGAUGCGUCAUCGAUCUCCUGUGCAGGGCCGGAAGGUUGGAAGAAGCGCUGGGUUUCGCGAACACGAUGACGCCGAGGCCCAAUGCAGAUAUCUUGGGGAUGCUUCUUGAUGCUUGCAGGACGAAUGGAUUGGUGUCAUUAGCGGAGGCGGUGGCGAAGCAGAUAGCUGCACUGAGGCCGGAUUCUGCCAAUAGCUACGUCCAACUGGCUCACAGCUACGCCGCGAUGCGAAGGUGGGAUGGCGUGGGAGAGGCGUGGGUGCAGAUGAGAGAACGAGGGUUGAAGAAAGCACCGGCAUGGAGUUUCGUGGAAUUGAAUGGGAUCAUCACCACAUUUUUCGCAGAGCAUCAGACGCACUCUCAGCAGGAUGAGAUACUCUUUUUGCUGAAGAUGCUCAACGGCGAGAUGAGAGAAAUCAGUGGAAGCUCCGCGUAUCGGCGGUGGGAGAGCAGUAUGUUGGAUUUUGGGGGCGAUUCAGGUGAGAUAGGUGACAGUUGCUGGUCUGCGGUUGCAUGAAAGAGCAAGCAAACAGUUACUCGAGAAGUCAUGGCAAAUGCAGGCUUCGAGAUGAACAUAAGAUACGAACGCCCUGCUUCAAGGAAAAUUGAGAGGACAUUGGAUAAAGCAGUGGCGAAGCUGUGGUUUUACCUUUCUGUGCCAACCGUGCAAUUGAACAUUAAUCGGCUCAUCAGAAGCAUCAUUUGAUGAGAAGCCAAGCACCAUUGGAGAGUCAUACUACAAACAAGGCUUGCCCCACGAGAAUAAGAACACGGGUGCCAAGAAACAUAAGAAAAUAGUUGGUGGUGAUGGACGAUGAUGCUGCUGGAGUCACUGAUGGUUGUUAUGGAUGAAAAGAGCGACAACAAGA